AAAAAAACAAUAAUAAAUUCUCUUUUAAUUAGGUACUAUACCUAGUACCCAUAAAGACAAGGACAUAAAACAUUAAAAAAAAAUAUGAAAACAAAACAACUCAAAAUAUAAAAAUAAAUAAAUAAAAAUCUAUUACAAAAGGGCAGUUCUUAUUAAAACUAAAAUUAGAAUAUUUAAAAAUAUGGAACUGCUAAAACUAAAAAGUUUCAAUAGGCUAAGUAUCUACCUAUCUACCCCUAUUUUAAAUUAACGAAAAAUAUGAAAUGUUUAGAUUUGAUGAAAUUAAAUUAGCAUUGACUACAUUUAUAAUCUUUGAACGGCGACAAUCACAUAGGGAUUAGGGAGUAUCAACAAAUUCGGUAGGUACACUUUUUGUGAAAGCAUUUUUCACAAAAGUCACAGCCGAUGUUUUUCUUAUCUUCAUCCUCUGUGUCACUUUAAAGAUCUUCUUGGCAUAAUGAAGAGGAUACUUUAGAUUUGGAUGAGGUGAGUUUUUGAGUAUUUUUUAUUUUUUUCUUUUUGAGAGUUUUCUGAACUUUUUUUUUGAAUUAUUUUCUUUUGUCAUUUUCCAUUUUUCUUUUCUUCGGGCUACCUAUACUUGUUUUUUUUUAUGGAUUUCGUCUUUCUUUUUAUUAUAGUAUUCUCUCCAUUUUUCAGAAGCAAUUGCACUAGGGGUUUUCUCUCCUUUAGGUAAAGUUUUUUUUUUUUUUUAAGACAAAAGUCAUAAUGACAUUAUGUUGGCAAUACAAUGUAAAAUUGGCAAUGCUUUCAAAUUUUGUAUGUAGAAAAGGCUUCUGUUGCCAACAUAGUUACAAAAUUUUUGACUUGGGGAAUUAUCUUUAAAAAAAAAACGGACUUUAAGUGAAGUUAAAAAAAAAAUUAUGUGGACGAAAACUAGAUGAGAAGAAAUUAUUUAAAUAAAAUCAUGUUGGUUCGGCGUCCAGAGUUUCUCAUUAGAAAAACAUGCUGGUCGAAAAUCAGAUCCAUAUUUAGAUGUUCGACCACUUGAAACUACAGUGGACGAGAAAUGGACUAUAAUAAGCUAGUUUCUCGACCACAUAUUUUUGCAAAAUCUAUAUCCAAUUUUCUUCGCAAUAUUUAAAUGAAAAGUGGUGGUCGUAAACUAAAAAAUAAAAAUUAUAUUCAAUAUUCAACUAACAAUUAAAAACAGAAAGUCAUCGCGACUUUUCUAAAUAUUAUUAUAUGAAUUGAAAAUGGACGACUUGAAACUCAGUUCUCGACCACCCCGGUCGUAAACUGAAUUCUGAUAUAUUUUGUAUAUUAGUUCCCGACCAACAAAAAUUUUAUGUAAAAAAUUGUUUCACACUAUAUUUUAUUCGUAAAUUCGAUAGAAAAAUUAACCUACUAUAACAUAAAAUCAAUUGGUGAAAGGUCUUACAUUCAAGAAGAACAAUACUUACUAUUUUCUACAUCAAACACACAUACACUUUUUAUAGAUAUAAUGCGUAAACAACAACCCCCUUGACAGCGACUAUUCAAAUGAAUUUUGAAGGCGAAACCGUUUAUCGCCUAUUAAAUCUCAAUGGUAUUUUAGAUUGGGAAAACUGUCUGGCAGCCAUUUCAGCAUUUAUUGGACAAGAACGAGUGCAUAUUUACUAUUUAUUCCUGAUUAAAGGUGAAUGUGGUCGAGAACUAGUAGUGGUCGGCAAACCAGCGCAGUCACCCUAAAUGACGUUUAAUUCUAACCUCACACUUUCCUUUUUUUGGAUUAUUUUUAUUUUAUUAUUGGUUUUCCCGAUAUUUUAUAAUCAGUGAAUGCUGAUAUCGAAGUGAUAGUGAUAGUAUAGUAACUUUUGAUAUUUUUUUUCGAAUUUUUUAAAAUAAGUUAUUGUUUACGCCGCAUGUAGACAAUGUGCAGACAAAUGCUCACGUAAACAAUUCGAAUUGUCUACGCGUAGACAAUCAAUUGUUUACGUUGACAUUGUCUACAGGCACAUCACUGGUUCACUCCACUCCAACUCCGCGCUGAAUAGCCGAACUCACCGAUUGUCUACAUAGUUUACAUAGUCUACAUGGAAAAAAGUGGAUGUAAACAAUACGUAGACAACGAGUAGACAAAUCGCGUAAAGUAGAUUUCAUAGUCUACGGCACAUCCCUGGUCAAAAUUAUGUUAGUUGAAAAAAAAUUAUAGUAACUGUGACAGUGACAGUUUUUUAUUGUGACGUGCUGUCCGCUGACGUGAGUGAGAGUGAGAUAGAAAAGAACGUCAAUGCCACUGAGGCUCGACAACCAAUCAACCACGCAACCGGAUUUAUGACGUCACUACGUCACGCAUCAAAUCUCUAAACAGCAAAAACAUGUGAAAAUAAAAGUAGAAGUAUUUUAAAGUUAAGAAAAAUACAAAGAGGUCGAAAUUAUGGUAAAUUUUGUAUUAUUGCAUUCGCGAUUUUACUAAAUACGUAUUUUUCUGCAAAAUUAUGGUACAAAUACAUAAUUAUGGUACGCCUGGCAACACUGAGCUGAGGAAGAGACUAGCAAAUUCCGUUUAUAGAAUUUAUUCUAUAAAAAUGUAUCCUUAUCCUUAUAUUUUAACAUGCUUUAAAAAAGGAUGAAGAUAUACUCAGUGCGGACUGAUUGACAAUGCCAUAUUGUAAACAAACCAAGAAAACUCUAGCCUCAUUAACAGCACAAUACACAGACUCUGAAGCGGAAGAAGAAGACGAAAAGCCAAAUAACGUGAAUGCUUCUCAAAAUAAUUCGAAAUCUCCUCCGGACACGAAUUCGGACAAUAAAAGUACAGCCUCUUCGAAACCAGAAAGUCCAGCAGGUAACAGUACUCCCAGUGUAACUGUAACUUCGAGGCUUGCAAAGUUGGUUUCUUAUCAUGAUGAUACAGUUGCUUCAGAUGAAGAAGCUGAAGCUGACGAUGAUAUUCCACAACAGCUUAUUUUUGUUGAUGAGAAUAAUGUUCCACAAAACAGUAUGAAUGAUAUCGAAUUAAACAUUGACGAUAGUUUAAUUCCUCCAGAACCGGCCGGAACAUGUUCGGCGGACAUACAAGACAAAAUCGCCAAGUUGCACGAAAAAAUGCAAAACCAAAACAUGGACAUGAACGCAGUGAUACAAAAACGCAAAGAUUUCCGCAACCCCAGCAUCUACGAAAAAUUAAUACAGUUUUGCGAUUUAAAUGAAUUGGGUACCAACUAUCCGGCCAGUAUUUAUGACCCCCUGAAAUGGGCAAAGGAGUCGUUUUACGAAGAACUAGCUAAAGUGCAAAAAAUUGAAAUGGAGAAGAGGGAAAAGGAGCGCAAGGGCAAAAUCGAGUUUGCAGCAGCAGGCGCUAAAAAGUUGGAAGAGGACAAUAAAAAUAAGAGGAAAAGCAAAUGGGACAUGCCAGGUGGUGGGGCUGUUAAGGUGAACCAGCCUGGAUUGGUGGCUCCACCUUCUCUAACAAAUACAGCUACAGGAACUAAAAGUACGGUUAUUUCGGCUUUUGGUUCUUUGCCUAAAAGACCAAGACCUUGAAAUUGAGUUUUGUAUUAAAAUUUGUGCAUUUUAGAUCAUCAUCAAUGAGAGUCCUUGAUUUUGAAGAAAGGAAUUUUCAUUUACAAUAAUUAUUGAUUAUAUUGAUUUGUAGAAUAUAGCUAAUUAAAUAUAAAUGUUUUUUUUUUAA
This is a messenger RNA of Ceutorhynchus assimilis (cabbage seed weevil), 3634 nucleotides long. The record is from the annotation of a GenBank genome assembly. NCBI's taxonomy places the organism in Eukaryota, Metazoa, Arthropoda, Insecta, Coleoptera, Curculionidae.